Messenger RNA from Anastrepha obliqua, 2227 nucleotides. RefSeq lists its product as uncharacterized. NCBI's taxonomy places the organism in Eukaryota, Metazoa, Arthropoda, Insecta, Diptera, Tephritidae. The transcript is spliced from 3 exons. The coding region runs from base 1021 to 2052 and encodes 343 amino acids. The record is from RefSeq and is a predicted model, not a curated record.
GUGUAAAUGAGAAAUAAAAAAUAAAAAUAUAUAUAAAUAUAACGGAAAAUAGUAUUACUGAUAUGCAAAUAAGCGGAAUAUAAACGCACAUCGAAACGUAGCACAAACACACACACACACACAUACACACCUAUACUUAUAUACAUACAAAUAUAAACUCAACUAAAAUAAACGCAUCAAAUGGCAAAUCUAAUUACCGAGUAUUAAAUAAAAAUAUAUAAAUAAAUACUCGAAAGCACAAAAAAAAAUCAAUGACAGCACCAAAAUUUUAAACACAACAAAAAACACCGAAAAGCAGCGACAAUAAGUAGUAAAUUUAACAGAAAAACAGCUUCAAAAAUUGUUAAAAAAGAAAAAAUCGGAUCGUGUAUCUUCACCAAAUCGGAACAAUCGACAUAAUUGCAUUUCAACGAGACUUUCAACAUAUCAAAAGCAGCAAAAGCACAAAGCAGAUAAGAAGACAAGAAGAGGAGAGAAGAGAGAAGAGAGGACAAAUAGCAAUUAAUUGCAGCAAUUUAACACAUAAGGACACUUUACAACAACUUUAGCAGCGAAUACUAAUAACAGCGAAAACUAAUAACAGCGAAAACUUUUGAUGGCAAAAGCAACAAAAAUGUCAACAACUUAAACAAUAAGAUGGUACUAUAGCAAACAACAAUAACAACAAUAAUCGCAGUAAUCAUAGUAACAGCAAUUUGAAAUCAAACAACGACUACUUUUAAUCCUUCAAAGCACACACACACACGCACCCAUGCACCCAGGCACACAUACUUUCGCAAAGCAAACAAACGCACUUAACAGCCAACACUAAAACAAUUUACGCCACCGACCACACCCGCACGCACGUACGCAUAUACAUAAGCACAUACACACACAUACAUACAAAGUAAGGAAACAAGCAUAACAGCUGGCUGGGUUGGUGUGCGAGUGCAUUUUAACAACAAACUUAUUCGUUGGUUCGCAAAGUCGCGCUAAGCGCGUCAAACAACCGCAAAACUGGAGGAGACCGGCGGUAGCGCGAUGAGUUCAAAAGUCAGUUCGUUGGAGGAGAAAGUGAAACUCCCGCCAACGGAGACGAUAAGCCGGUGUUAUCAGCCACCAGGCAAGAAUCGUAAAGUCAUCCGUAUACUUACGGUGGCGGUGUAUGUGCUAUGCGUCUCGUUGGCGGCGAUUAUGUUGUCGCUGUACUACAUCUUCAUUUGGGAUCCAACCAUUAGACCCUUUGUCACUAAGGGCAACCAAUGUGACAAAAUUGUGAUACCAGAGAAAAUCGCCAUACGCCUACUCAAUUCAUCGGAAGUAACCGCCGAGCAAUUCUACAAACACAUACUCGAACAAUAUCGUAUACUGAAUCAGCUACAACAGCAACGACAACAAUUUCUACAAAAACAACAUCUGCAUCUACAACAACUUGCAGCCGGCAAUAAAUUUCAAGAGAUCUUCGCCACAGCGACAAUAAUACAAGCAAAUCCAAAUGAUCCGAUACUUAAACCGGUCACACCCACAAACGGUACCUUCCUACUUGAUCCAUCGCGUCCCAUAGUGAAUAACAUCGAGCCGCGUAUACCCAUAUUGGAUACAGCGCAAGCGCCAAUACCUAUACUGGCACCCGCUUCAGCGCUUGCCACGGCAUCUUCUUCGGCGACGGCGUUGACAGUGGCCAAUACGAGUAACGGACACAACAAACGCAAGUCGCAUCGCAAGCAUUACAACAAUAACAACCAUCAUCGGCACACAUCACGCAAGAAUCAUCGAAAGACCGCUACAGCAGUCGCAGUUAACAACAAUGCGGAUAACAAUAAUAACAACAAUGACUAUGAACCCGAGCCAUUUGUAGUGGAGACGCCACCAAUGAAUCCGCCCAUAUUGUCCGUCGUGCAGGAGCCUUACACACAGCUGCCCAUACCGUUAGUUCUAAAUUCGCGUGAGGAUAAGCGUCCGUUAUAUUAUACACAUGGUGAGCGUAGGGGCGGAGCGCGAAAGCGGGUGGGUUACGAUACGCAGACAUAUAUGAAUCCGCUGCUGACCGGAGAACUAAUUUUCGAGAAAUAAAAAGCUGAGAUGCGGAGGUAGCCAGAUCGUUAAGACGAAGUAGGGGGUUUGAGGGAAGCAGGAAUACAAAACAAAAAAAUUACUUUACUUUAACAGACGCGCUGGGUUGGGAUGCAAAGCAUAUUUACAUAGAUAAGCAAAGCAAUAAAUGGUGGUGCGCCGAAAAAUCACAAAC